Solenopsis invicta (red fire ant) is the source of this 3086-nucleotide messenger RNA. RefSeq names its product NF-kappa-B inhibitor cactus. Bases 96 to 1523 code for a protein of 475 amino acids. The transcript is spliced from 5 exons. NCBI's taxonomy places the organism in Eukaryota, Metazoa, Arthropoda, Insecta, Hymenoptera, Formicidae. The record is from RefSeq and is a predicted model, not a curated record. Gene Ontology annotation, molecular function: protein binding.
UCGAACGAAAAAGAAAGACAUCGGCGUGAGCAGCAUGAGAACUUUGGCACGCUGUAAAUUCGAACUCGGCAUGCUGUUUUGGCCAGUAUCUGGUAAUGAUAGCAUACAAGGACGAGCCUUCUGACAUGCGUUUUGCAUUUGCGAAAAAUGACAAGGAGGACAACAAUAAGAGGAAGCAGCAGCGGCGGUGGAAGUGCGACGGCAACGACAGUAACGACGACGACUACGGCAGUAAAUACGACGAGGACGAGGCGGGCAACGUCGACUCCGGCUUCCUGUCGGGUGGCAAUCUACAGCUUAGCGGUGAGAUCAGCUCGGGGCUGUUGCUGCAAUCACAGGAGGAGGAACGGCGGGGGGCGGGGGAAGAGGGAGAGCGGGGGAGGCAGGUAGUUGCCGCCGCCGAGGCGACGACACCGGCCUCAGCGUCACCGUCACCGUCGGCAGUGGCGAUCGCCGACGAGGAGCCAAUGAGGGCGAUCGACAGCGGCGUGGACCUCGACCUCACCGAGACCCUGAGCCAGCUCAGCCUGAAGCAGGUUAGCCUGAACCCGCUCGCCGCCAAGGGCAGUAAGCUGAUUCAGGUCGAGUCGACGGUACCAGAACUGUUGCCCGUCAGUUUGACGCGGAUCGACGACGAAGACGACGACGCGACGUUUAAACGGCAUCGCGUCGACGAUGAGGAACAUUGUGCGACGACGACGACGACGAGCAAUGAGGAACCGUGGCAGCUGUACUACACACAGAACGACGAUGGUGACACGCAAUUGCACAUCGCAGUCAUACAGGGCUUCGUGGAGGCUGCGCUAUGCUUGAUAAGGAUGGCUCCUGACCCGUGCCUGCUGGACACCUUGAACGAUGACUGGCAAUCGCCCCUCUACCUGGCAGUGCUAACGCACCAGCCGCUGAUCGUCAGGCGACUUAUCCUGGCGGGCGCGGAUCCGUCUCUCAGGAAUUUACGCGGAGACACGGCUCUCCACCUGGCCUGCAGGAACGGAGAUAUCGCCUGUGCCAAAGCUCUCACGGACCCAUUAUCCCCGACGGAGAGGAACAAGCUGAUGCCCGGUCAGAUAGUACCAGCCUUGCCUCAGAAUUUGGAGCAACGUAAUUAUAGCGGCGAGAUGUGCUUGCACGUGGCCGCCGCCAAAGGAUACGUGGAUCUGGUGCGACUCCUGUUACGUUUGGGCGCCGAUCUCAGGGCAAAGGAGGGCCUGGCGGGAUACACGGCGCUUCAUCUCGCAGUGGAGCACAAGUACUGGCCGUUGUUUGUUCUUCUAUUGCCGGAAUACCGACGCGCGUCAUGUUUAGACGAGCAAACGUACGGCGGUAGAACAGCUUAUCAAUUGACCCUGGAUAUCAACGGUGAGUUUGCCAGGAAGGCACGCAGGGAGUUGAUGCGGCACGGCGCGAUGCCAGAACCACUACCGGAAUCGGAUUCCGAAAGCAGCGAAGACGAGGAGAUGACGAGGACAUCGUGGACGGCAAGUUAUUUGCCCGUGCAAAACGCGGUCGGAGUAACAGUCUAAAGUACUUAUCGAUAUCUAAUUUAUCAAUUAAUGUGCUAAAUAAUUGCCGAAUGAAAAGAUAAAAAGAUACUGUGCGUACUACGGGCACAUGCAUGAAAAACGUAUCUCGAAUCACAUCGGCGUGACUAUGACGUCAUUUUAAUCUAUCGGCCGAAUUGAUACAAUCGGAGAAUUGCAGUGAAUAAAGUUUUUCGGACGACAAAGAGAUAAAAGUUGCGUUUUAUAUUUUCCACUGCGCCUACUUAAUAAAUAAAUUUCUCGAGCUUUAACGCAUUUACGAAAUUAUCUUAAUUAACGAGAUGAAUUUAAAUGAAUAGUUAAAUGAAAACCGUAUUUUGCGAAAACAAACUUGCGAUUUGAAUUAGAUGACGCGCUGGACGAUGUCGUGUUAAUAUUAAAUUUAUUGAGGUAAGUAAUUAGAACAAAAUUGUUAAAAUUUAUAAGGAAACAAAAAUUGCGUUUGACGCUAAUAACCUUAAUGUAUAUGACGCACGAAUAAAAGGUCGAUGUUUAAUUUUGAUGCGCCUAUGACGCCGUCUUAAUCUGCUGGAUGGAUUAAGAUCUCUAGUAAAAAAAAAUGAAAAGGUUAUCAGUUAAGUAUAGAUAAGGAGUAGAAUUUCUCGAGAUUAGCUAAUAUGUAUUAUAUCUAAAUGCGCCACUCAUAGAGAUAUGUCUAUAUGAGUUGACGAGUAUUACUAUUGUAAUACAAUUAUAGACUGCAUAUGCUUUUUGAAUCGACACUGGCAGAUGUGAGGGAUGAGUGACGAACGAGAAUAACAGACGCAUGGGAAUCGAAGAUCUCAGAAACGAACUUCUACGCGAUUAACGAAACAUUCGAUUACGAACGAGGCGACGACACGUAUAGACGCGGAUUGUCUUAGCCGUCAUUAGUUUUUCCCAUAGUAAUCUUUCAUAGCGAAUAGGCAUGCAACAUCUCGAGAUGUGAAGAGUGUUCUAAAAAAGGCUGUACAAAUAAUACAAAGGACAAAUAUAUAUUUUAACGCAAAUUGCGUACAGUGUUUGUGAGCGAAAGAGUAGUGCGACAGCACUAGAAUGUGUGACGAUGCGAAAGUGGAAUAGUUGCGCUUAUCUACGUGAUACUUUAUGAUGUAAAUAGAAAAAUACGUCCGCGUUCGACGAUAUGAAUACUCGUGAAGAAGGGUCUUGUUAUAAGUUGUAAAGUCGAUGCGCGAAGCAGAAUACAUAUUACAGCGAAGAUAAAUAAUCAAAUUCACAUUCUCGUGUACGGUUCGUGUAACCGCACGCAAUGUACAUGCAUAUUUAUAUAGCGUAUCGAAAAAGGUCCAGAACAAUGCGAUGUUUGUCGACGAUGAAUAUUAAUCGAAUCAAUGUUCAUUGUAGUAGCAUACAAUUGCUUCCAUCGUUAUAUAAUAACUCCCCUUAUCUCUUCGUGUACAUAGACAUCUCCAUUAGAAUCAUAAGUAUAUCAUUGUCGCGAUAUAUUAUUAAAAGUAACAACGACGAGAUCUAUUAUAUCAUUAUUGUUAUAUUCGUAUAAUAAAAACUGUAAUUAUUUUUAAUAAAAAAAGAUGUUAUAAAAAA